AUGGAUGUGUUAAAACGUCAACGUGCUGCGUUAAAAGGGCAAGUUACGCGAAUUUCGGCCGCUUGUCAAACACCUUCGCUACAAGUGUCAAAAGCACGGGCUUUAAAAACAAAAUUAGACGCCUAUAUGACCGAUUUUGAACGAAUUCAAAAUGAAAUAGAAGCAUUGUUAGAUGAUGAAGCAGAUUUAUCAUCCGAAACCGAGUAUCGUGUCGAGUUCGAGGAUUCGUACUAUAAUAAUGCUGCUAUUUUAUCUGACAUAAUUGAUUCGCAGGGUGUUUCUAAUCCAUUCGGUGGUGGUGCGAGUGAUGAGCUCAAUAAAUCAUUGCAAAUUUUAACUGACAAUCAGUGCGCGUUAACCGAAAUGUUAAAAACAGUCAGUGAACAAUCGCGUAGAUCCAUAAACAUAACAAAGGUCGAUUCGAAUACGCGACUUCCACAAACGAAACUACCGGAGUUUCAUGGUGGCUAUGACGAGUGGAUGCGGUUUCAUGAUUUGUUCGUCGCGAUGGUCCAGUCAAAGGAAAAUAUUUCGGGAGCUGAAAAAAUGGACUAUUUGCUUUCAUGCCUUAAAGGUAACACGUCGUCGGUCAUAAAACAUUUGUCUCCCAACAAUGCAAAUUUUGACGUGGCAUGGGAUCUGUUAAAAUCGCUUUAUGAUAAACCCCAGUUUAUAACGGUUGCACACUUCGACAAGCUUUUUGAGUUUCCAAUGCUUAAAGGCACCGGUUUAGACGAAAUAAAGUGUUUCUUUAGAACUAUAAGCGAAAACAUAAAUGCGUUGCGUGCUCUUAAAAAGCCAGUCGAAUCUUGGAAUACGCUAUUAGUGUAUGUACUCGCAAAAAAGAUGGACGAAGAAACCCGAGUUUUGUGGGUCCGAGCCACUAAAACCAAAGAAGAUCCAAGCAUCGAAGAUCUUAUUGAAUUUUUAAAGGAUCGCAUAAACGAACUCGAAAGCCUUAAUUUAUCGCGGGACGUGCGUGUUAAUAAAAAAGUUGACUUUAAAACUGCGAGUAAACGCGUCCUAAGUACAUCUAUACAACCGUGUAUUAAAUGUAAACGAAAUCACUAUCUGUACCAAUGUACUGAGUUUCGCAAUCUUUCGGUACCGGCGCGCGUUGAACUAGUGCAGUCAAAUAAAAUUUGUGAAAAUUGCCUUCGCGUAAGACAUAACAUCUCUGAGUGUAAAUUUUCUGUAUGUAGGCUUUGCUCGCAAAAGCAUAAUACGAUGCUACAUCAAGGUCACGUUGGGCCUGACGUAAGUUUACCGAGUUGUUCAAAAAAUAUAGCUUGUGGAAUGUCGGUACAUUCAGUUAAUAAUGCGCUCCGGGAGUGCUACACACUUUUACCUACAGCUAUAGUUUUUGUUGUUGAUGUUCGCGGCCAGCUACAUAAAUGCCGAGCAUUGCUUGAUUCCGGGUCGCAAGCAACAUUAAUUUCAGAAGAGUGUGUACAACGCUUAAAUUUGAAGAGAUCUCACGCCAGAAUACCUAUUCAUGGAAUUGGUCAAAACGGCAGUUCCUUGGGAACAAGAGGAGUUGUAAGUUUGAGUUUACACUCAUCAGGUGAGUCAAAGUUUAUAAUUUCUACAAAGGCAUAUAUACUCCCAAAAUUGACUGGCGAUUUACCUACCUUACCGGUUUCGAAAUCAAAACUUGCGUUUUUUGAUAAUCUUCAUCUAGCGGAUCCUCAAUGUUUUAUUCCCAAUAAAAUCGAUAUUCUGCUCGGAUCUGAUGUUUUCUUCAAUAUCCUAUCGGAUGGUAAAAUCAUCCAUCCGUCAGGUUCGCCAACAGCUCAAAACACUGCUUUCGGGUGGAUACUCGCAGGAAACAUUUCUUCUGAUAGUCAGCAACAAUUUAAAAUCUUUACAACUGCGAUUGAUCUCGAUUAUCUGCUCCAAAGAUUUUUGGGAUAUGAAGACUUUCCAGAUAUCCACUCUUCGCAAUCCGACGUACACGAGCAGAUCGAAAAUCACUUCGUUUCAACCCACUGUGUUCGGCCCGAUGGUCGAUAUGUAAUAAGGCUUCCAUUUAAAACGUCAACCGUUGAGUUCGGGAACUCACGGAAUGCGGCUCUUCGUGUCCUUCAUUCGAUGGAAAGGAGAUUUGUCAAUAAUCCUGAUCUAAAACAGGAAUAUAUACGAUUUAUGCGUGAGUAUGAGCUAUUAGGUCACAUGGCACCCGUUUCGCCGAGCGAAUUACAUCAGCCUUCCUUUUAUAUGCCUCACCACGCCGUCCUAAAACCCUCUAGCACAACGACGAAGCUGAGGGUAGUAUUCAACGCGUCUUGUAAAUCGAGUAAUGGCAUUUCGCUUAACGAUUGCUUGAUGGUAGGACCUGUCAUACAAAACGAUCUCGUGACCUCACUAAUAGGAUUUCGAAAAUACGCGGUAGCAGUAAAGUCGGAUAUUGCUAAAAUGUAUCGCCAAAUCUUGGUCAACGACGAUAAUACCAAUUACCAACGAAUUGUUUGGAGAGAGGACGUUAACCAAGAACCUAUCGACUAUCGUCUUUUGACUCUGACUUAUGGAACGGCUCCGGCAUCCUUUAUUGCUACCAGAGUCCUCAAGCAGAUAGGUAUUAACGGUUCAACAAAAUAUCCUCAAGCCAGCAACAGCCUAAAGUACCAUUUUUACGUCGAUGAUUACAACGAAGGGUUCUACUCGGUUGAAGAAGCGGUUCAAACUAAAAACCAUUUGUGUAAAAUCCUUAGGGAAUCGGGAAUGGAGCUUCGGAAAUGGGCUUCUAACUCGUCGACAUUCCUAUCAACAUUUGAAGCCGAAAGCCUCGAAAUUUCAAGUGACCUGCCAAUGGGUGACUCUAGCGUUAAAUUACUUGGAUUAGUUUGGGAUACUGAAGCUGAUAUCUUCAAAUUCAGUUUACAAUUACCGUCGUUACGAUCCCAAAUCUCCAAGAGGGAGGUGUUAUCUGAUAUCGCUCGGAUCUUUGAUCCACUAGGAUUGCUUUCGCCUACCGUAAUCAAAAUGAAACUUUUUAUGCAGAAGUUAUGGCUUAAAGGAGUAAGUUGGGAUUCGAUAAUUCCUUCAGAACUCUACGAGGAAUGGGCUGAUAUUAGGACUGAUCUAAAAAACAUUGCGUUGAUUCGUAUUGCUCGAUGGAUCCAGCAUGAAAGGGGGGAAUUGAUUGAGCUGCAUGGAUUCGCGGAUGCGUCUGAGUCCGCAUAUGCUGCAGCAGUAUACUGUCGUGUUAAAAGAACUGAUGGACGCGUUUGCACAUCGCUCGUUUGUGCUAAAACGCGUGUCGCACCAGUUAGAAAGAAGUUGACCAUUCCCAAGCUCGAGUUGUGUGGCGCUUUACUGCUAACCAAACUGCUUAGCAAGACUAAAGAGUCACUCUUCUCACAUAACAUCGAAUGCUUUGCAUACACAGACGCGUCGGCAGUGUUGCAUUGGAUCCAGGGAUACCCUCGCUCUAAAAACGUGUUUGUCGAUAAUCGAUUAGCCCAAAUUACUGCUGAACUACCGUCUUCAGUUUGGCAUUAUGUGCGUUCUGCAGAAAAUCCAGCGGAUUGUGGUACAAGAGGAAUUAUGCCCAAACAUUUGCCUUUAUUAAAUUUGUGGUGGAAGGGGCCGUUAUUCCUUCAAGAAUCUGAUGUUAUUUUCACGAAAUUACCCAAUUUAAAGCUAGCCGUCGAAGAAGCCGAAGUUUCUUGUUUCGCAAGCUCAGCCGAGCCUGAGUGGGAUAUUUUUCAAUGGUCUAGUAGCCUCAACCGACUUCUUCACGUCGUUGCGCGUUGUAUACGUUUAAUUCGAAAGUACCGAAGGCCUAGGAGUACAUUGAAUAACUUGUGGCUGUCACCGAGUGACAUUAAUUCGGCCAAGAUCGCUGUACUCAGAUUAUCACAAAGAGCAUCGUUUUCCAAUGAAAUUGAUUGUUUAAUUCGUAACAAACCCGUCCCAGCGAAAAGUAAAAUCUUUCGAAUGAACCCGUUUAUUGAUGAAGAUGGUGUACUACGUGUAGGUGGUAGGUUGUCAAAUGCCGAGUUGCCAUUUAAUCAAAAGUAUCCUGUAAUCCUUCACACGAAGCAUCGGUUAACAGACCUCAUCGUUCUUGAUUGCCAUAUGCGAAAUCUUCAUGCGGGAAUUCGCCAAAUGACAUACUUAUUAUCGUUGGAGCAUUUUAUCGUCGAUGUACACCAUGCGGUAAAGAGAUGCAUCUAUAAAUGCCCAGAUUGUAUGAGACAGCGUGCUAUUCCCUUUAAACAACAGAUGGGAGAUUUACCUAGGCAGCGACUGGAACCAGGAUUAGCUUUCAACAACACCGGCGUUGAUUACGCUGGCCCCUUUAUCGUAAGCUCAUGGAAAGGUCGUGGUGCCAAGCGAUUUAAAACCUAUAUCGCCUUAUUCAUCUGCUUAGCUACCAAAGCUCUUCAUUUAGAAGCAGUUACGGAUUUGACCACAGAAGCUUUUAUAGCUGCCUUACGACGCUUCGUUGCCAGGCGUGGCCGUUGCGACACCAUUUUCAGCGACAAUGGCACGAAUUUCGUCGGCGCCAAUAAUCAGCUUCGCGAAUGGUCCAAAGAAUUUCUCUCUGACCAAUUUCAAGGUGAUGUCACAGACGAAUUGACCACCCAGGGCAUAAACUGGCGCUUUAUACCUCCACAUGCUCCACAUUUCGGUGGUUUGUGGGAGGCCGGUGUCAAAACGGUGAAAUUUCAUCUCCGCAGAAUACUAGGCAAUACCAUAGUUUCGUACGAGGAAUUUACUACAAUACUUUGUCAGAUAGAAGCUUGCGCCAAUUCGCGACCGUUGUGUUCCCGUUUUGAAGGAGACGUUGAUCCUCUUACGCCAGCACAUUUUUUAAUUAUGCGUCCCAUGACAAGUGUUCCUGACCAGCCCAUUGACGAUGGCGUUAAAACGUUAAAGAGAUGGCAAUAUGUUCAGCGACUUGUUCAACAGUUUUGGAAAAGGUGGUCGAGCGAUUACAUCAGUCAGCUCCAAAAGCGAAACAAGUGGGCUGAGAAGCUCAAGGACAUCGAAAUAAAUGAUAUCGUUAUCGUCAAAGAAGACAAUCAGUCCCCAUGCCAGUGGCUCAUUGGUAGAGUAACUCAAGUCUAUCCAGGAACUGAUGGUUUAGUUCGGGUUGUAUCCGUUAGAACAUCAAGGGGAGAAACAAAGCGACCGAUUUCCAAGCUAUGUCCGCUAUUCAUAGAUACGUAG
Molecule: messenger RNA, 5178 nt
Organism: Eupeodes corollae
Lineage: Eukaryota; Metazoa; Arthropoda; Insecta; Diptera; Syrphidae
Exons: 1
Coding region: 1-5178 (1725 amino acids)
Biological process (GO): proteolysis; DNA integration
Molecular function (GO): aspartic-type endopeptidase activity; nucleic acid binding
Source: RefSeq, a predicted model, not a curated record